CCGCACUCCCGCUGACUCAGGUUUGGCGAGGCGAAGGAGCACAGCAGCCAUCGCUGGUAGGGCGAAGCAGCGGGUGAAACCUUCGGAUGCACGCAACGAUCAAGGGGAAAUUUGACUGCGACAGAAGAGAUGGAGCUGGGGGGGGAGCUACAACGACGAACAGAAGACUGGCUGAUGACUCUGGAGGAAGGAUGCAGGAGAUUACAGGUGAUGGUGGGCGAGCUAUCCUCGCGGUCGCAUGAGGAGCCACAGGACACAGGGGGGGCGAGCCGUCUGGCUGACUGGGCAAAGAAUAUGGGCGAAGACAUGCUCGACAUCAUCUGGGAGCUGGAGGAGGGGCUGGAUCCUCUGCUAGAAUCCUGCAAUGACUGGACGGCGGCACAUGGCAUGAUGUCUAUCUGUUAUGCCCUCUUCGCUGAGGGCCGUGACCUGCGCCAAAAGCUGGAGGACCGGCUGGUGGGCGAUGACGUCAUGGAGGACGAGUUCUCGCAGGCGAAUGGAGCGCAGGAAGACAAGGCCAACUCCGGCAUCAGCACCGACAACAACAACAGCAACAAGAUGCGCAACAACAAAAACUACAACAACAAAAGUAACAAUGAUAACAACAACGGCGAUGACCACGGCAGCAGCGCAGUGGUGGGAAUUGGGCCAGAUAACAACAGCAACAAUAUGCACAACAACAAAGGUUAUAACAACAAUAGUAACGAUGAUAACAACAACGGCGAUGACGACGACAGCAGCGCUGUGGUGGGAGUUGGGCCAGAUAACAAUAACACCGACGACGAUGGGGAUGAAAAUAACAACAACUGCAAUGAUGGCGGCAGCGGUGACGACGGUGGCAGCGACGACGACGACGACGGCGGUGGAAGUGGUGAUGGCCAUGGGAGCAGCAGGGAAGACAGCAACAAAACGAUGGGAAAGAAGCCCCAGGCUAAUAAGAGGGUUAUAUGCGGAGUGAUGGGCCUGGCGAGAUGGGGUUUGGCGAAAUGGGGUUUGGCAAGCUGGGGUUUGGGGUUGAAGGAACAAUCAGCUGUUUCCCCCCCCUCCUAUCUGCUGUUUCUACAUGGUGACUCGUUCUUCUCGGUCUGCCAUCGGGUGGGAGUUGGAUAGACGUCCAACCCCGUUUUCUUUGAUUAGAGCUGACCGGCCCUCAAUCUCUAAUCAUGACGGGGUGCCGAUCGCCCCCAAGGGAUGUAGGUAGAGUAGGUUUUCGAGUUUGGCUUUGUUUUGUUUUGUUUGUCUUUCUCCCGGGGGUGAUUGAUGUCGACGGCUUUAUAGAUACAAUAAUUCUUCAUGGGCAUGAGGUCAAUCCUUCCCUGUCGCAGGGAAGUAAUCAAUGCCUCUGCUCAUCUUUGGAACAUUCGGAUCGAGUAUAUCUCAGAUAAUGUUCACAUGCACCGUAUCACACACUCGAUGGAUAAAGAUCAUACACAUUG
Chara braunii is the source of this 1436-nucleotide messenger RNA. Lineage: Eukaryota; Viridiplantae; Streptophyta; Charophyceae; Charales; Characeae. The record is from the annotation of a GenBank genome assembly.